CGGAGGCUGCCAGCCCCAUUAUAAAAAGCUGCCGCGGCUAGCGGCGGAGGCACUACUCCGAGCUACAGACGCUGCCCAGCUUCCUGGCCCGCCGAAUUCCUGCACUCCAGCCAUGGCUCCCUCGCUGUUCGCGUGGCUGCUGCGCCUGGCCGCGUUUUUCCAUCUGUGUACCCUGCUGGCGGGUCAGCACCUCGGAUUGUCGAAAUGCAAAGUCAACUGCCAGAAGAUGACCUCACCAAUCCCAGUGGCUCUGCUCAUCCACUACGAGCUGAACCAGGAAUCCUGCGGCAAACGCGCCAUCAUCCUGGAGACGAGACAGCACAAAAUCUUCUGUGCUGACCCAAAGGAGAAAUGGGUCCAAGACGCCAUGAAACAUCUGGACCGCCAGGCCUCUGCCCCGACUCAAAAUGGUGGCAAGUUUGAGAAGUGGGUCAACAAUGUGACACCUAGGAUGACCCCGGCCACCAGGGGACUGUCCCCAUCUGCACUGGCAGAGCCUGAAGCCACGGUGGAAGGCCUUACUUUGGAGCUGACCACUAUUUCCCAGGAGGCCCGGAGGCCCGUGGGGACUUCCCAAGAGCCACCAGCAGCAGUGACUGGAUCAUCUCCCUCAACUCCCAAGGCUCAGGAUGCAGGGCUUGUGGCCUCACCUCAAAGCACUGGAAUUUUUGAGGGGGCUGCCAUCUCUACCACCAUUUGGCAGAGUUCUGCUGUCUACCAAUCUGGAUCUAGCCUCGGGGCUGAGGAAAAGGCUACUGAGGCCCCCUCCACUCCAGCCCCAUCUACCCAGGUGCCCACCACCUCACAUUCAACCCCGGAGGAGAAUAUUGGGUCUGAAGGCCAGCACCAGUGGGUCCAGGGACAAGACCCCAGUCCAGAGAAGUCUCUAGAGCUCGAGGAGACCAUUCCUGCUCUCCAGGACAGGGGGCCUGGCAACACAGUCCAUCCUUCAAUGGCCCCCAUGUCCUCUGAAGGGACCCCCAGCCCAGAGCUGGUGGCCUCAGGCACUGAGGCUCCCAAGGUAGAGGAGCCCAUCCAUGCCUCGGCAGAUCCCCAGAAAUUGAGCGUGCUUAUCACUCCCGUCCCUGACUCCCAGGCAGCCACCCGAAGGCAGGCAGUGGGGCUACUGGCUUUCCUUGGCCUACUCUUCUGUCUGGGGGUGGCCAUGUUUGCCUACCAGAGCCUCCAGGGCUGUUCCCGCAAAAUGGCAGGGGAGGUGGUAGAAGGCCUCCGAUAUGUCCCUCGUAGCUGUGGCAGUAACUCAUAUGUCCUGGUGCCAGUGUGAGCUGCCCGCUUGCCCACGUCCAUAGUUUGAUUCAGACAGCUGUCUGGGGACCCCCAUCCUCAUACCCACCCUCACCCACGCAGGGGAAUUGGGAAUGGGGAGGCUGGAUCCUCCAGGGGCCAUGUGCUCCAAGCCCCAAGUUGUGGCCCUGGAGGCCACCAUUAACCAUGACUCCCUUAUCAGAGACAGCUGGUGGCCUUCCAGCUGCCCUGUAUUCAAAAGACUCCUCUGCUGCUGGCUGGUCAGAGGGACCCCUUGACAUCCCAACCCCAGCGAACAAUUAUUUAUUGACUUCCCAGCCUGUUUCCUGUGAGCACCAUGGUCCACCCAUCUCACGAGCAGCAGGCCAGGCCUAUCUGCCUGUCCCCCUUCCCUCCUCUCGUCUCCUGUGUUUGCUGCAGUCGCCAGCCCUCCUUUCUCCCCGGCCAGCUGCGGUGCUAUCUCUCCCUGUCCCCUGUACAGAGCACACCGCCGUCACCAUCAACACCAUGUCGUGUCUUUUCUUGCAUGAGGUUAAGCUGUGUUUCCUGGAGCUCUCUGGGAAGGGGGACGAGCGUGCGUGAGGCUUCAAAGCGUUCCUCCCUGGACUUCGCUGUGCCCUGAAGGCAUGCUGUGUCUGAAGGAAGGGUCUAGUCCCCACUCAGCUACCUGAACAACAAAGUGCCCCACCUGUAAAAGAAAAGAAGUGUGGCCCAGAGGCAGCAGUGACCCUGGUAUCACCCUCCCUGAGGUCCUUGUCCUCAUUCCUGGAUGCAGCCCCCACCCUUAUCAACAAUAACAGUCACUGCCAUCCCACUGGAGUGACACCUUUGCACCCUGGGACUCUGAGGGCUGGCAAGGGGUGACUUGAGAGUACAGAUCCUACCCUGUAGGCCCCCAAAUGGAGGCUGAUGUGCAAAAACAGGCCAACUCAGAAGGCACCCCUACCCUGCCCCCCAAGAUUACAGCCACAGGUCUGCCCUGCCUGAAGAACAAGCCGCAGAAGGAAGAGGGUGACAAGCCCCCCCGGGAGGCAGAGGAUCAGGGUUAGCCCCAGGAGCCGCUACACAACUGACUUCAGUUAGGGACUUGCACGUGCAUGGACGCAGCCGAGAUCAUUCAGAGGCCGGAUCCUUUCCCACCUCUGAAAGUGCUGUUCCCAUCAAGGUCUCACCUUUGCCCCACUGUAGGCAGAGCCAGACUCCAAGAGCCCUGUGAAAUUUUCCGGAAGGGACCCUGCCCUGGGCACAAGGUGACUGGAAGCAGGGAGCAGCUGAGCAGCACCCCAGCUGGCGCUGCAGACCUCGCCCUCAGGGCCCUUGGUGGCAGCUCUCCCCAUAGCCCAACCCUCCAACUUUGGAGCCUCCCAUGGGCAGGGCUUCACCCAGAAGCCAGUGACUCACUCCUUGGCAGGUGGAAGCCCGGAAGAGUUGGCUGUUUCCCAGAGUGAAGCAGCCCUUGGCGACCCUCCCUCCUGGGAAGCUUGUAGGAGGCUGUGGUCUGUCUCCAGGGUACUCAGUGUAGUCCUGAGGAUCAGCAGCCUGAGUGCACAAUGUCCUGGCUCCUUCAUUGGGGAGCCUUCAAGGGUUGGGACACCCCCCGUGGGACUGUUUGGUUCCUCUCAGCAGGAUGUGGGCCGAGACAGUCUGGGGAGAACUUUGGAAGGAGUUGGUGAGUCCUUCAGCUUUUUCAAGCACCAUUAACCAAUGUCUGUGUCAUUUUGUAUUUUACUAAUAAAAUUUAAAAGUCUUGUGA
Molecule: messenger RNA, 3019 nt
Organism: Psammomys obesus (fat sand rat)
Lineage: Eukaryota; Metazoa; Chordata; Mammalia; Rodentia; Muridae
Gene: Cx3cl1
Product: C-X3-C motif chemokine ligand 1
Exons: 3
Coding region: 113-1285 (390 amino acids)
Biological process (GO): cellular response to interleukin-1; inflammatory response; G protein-coupled receptor signaling pathway
Cellular component (GO): extracellular region
Molecular function (GO): chemokine activity; CCR chemokine receptor binding
Source: RefSeq, a predicted model, not a curated record